ACACGAAACGUCUAUUUAUGUACGCAACGGCCUACUGGAUUGUAAGAGAAACUUACUACGGUACUUUGAGAAACAUCUUAUGAUCACAGGUGCUUACAACAGAAGGUGUAAUCACCAUAACGACUAACAUGGCAUUGAUUGACUUUAUUACAUUAUUGUCAGUGCUUUUUGUAUCAGGAGUGAAUGGAGUUGAUCUGGAGAUAACAUCCUUUGUUUCCAACCCUGAAAGUCCAGUAACAGACAAAGAAGGGACUGCAGAAAAUGUGACACUGCAAUGUCAAGUCAAUCUACCAUCAACUUAUCUUACGUCAGUCACCAUUUCUGAUCCUAAUGGAGUAAUGACAAAUGUUACAACCACAACAACGCCACCAUCUCCGGCCUUGUAUGAAAUCACUUUAAGUGAUGUGCACCCCUCACAUUCAGGGACAUACACCUGUACAGCUUCGGCCUCAACUGGGUCAGUACCAACAACCAGUCAAACAUAUCAGCUGAAUGUUGAUAUCGAUGAAUGUGAUUCAUCAACUUGUGGUUCUAAUUGUGACACCUGUCAUACCGAUGCCACCUGCACCAAUACAAUUGGUAGUUACACCUGUGCAUGUAAUGCUGGCUACUCUGGAAAUGGAGUCACUUGUCAAGAUAUCGAUGAAUGUGAUCCAUCCUGUAGUACUAAUUGUGACACCUGUCAUACCGAUGCUACCUGCACCAAUACAAUUGGCAGUUACACCUGUGCAUGUAAUGCUGGCUACUCUGGAAAUGGAGUCACUUGUCAAG
Messenger RNA from Acanthaster planci (crown-of-thorns starfish), 771 nucleotides. RefSeq names its product adhesion G protein-coupled receptor E1-like. Lineage: Eukaryota; Metazoa; Echinodermata; Asteroidea; Valvatida; Acanthasteridae. The record is from RefSeq and is a predicted model, not a curated record.